This is a messenger RNA of Aspergillus versicolor CBS 583.65, 1677 nucleotides long. RefSeq names its product homeobox domain-containing protein. Gene Ontology annotation, molecular function: RNA polymerase II cis-regulatory region sequence-specific DNA binding; DNA-binding transcription factor activity, RNA polymerase II-specific. The coding region runs from base 1 to 1677 and encodes 558 amino acids. Lineage: Eukaryota; Fungi; Ascomycota; Eurotiomycetes; Eurotiales; Aspergillaceae. The transcript is spliced from 3 exons. The record is from RefSeq and is a predicted model, not a curated record. Gene Ontology annotation, biological process: cell differentiation; regulation of transcription by RNA polymerase II.
AUGUCUGACCCCGAGCCCUCUGCCGUGGCUUUCUCGUCCUCUCCUCCCUCGACCCAGACGUCAGAUUCGGCUGCUGCUGCUUCUAGCUACGCCUUUCUCGUACACUCCCAAAAGACAUUAACCCAGAACCUCCCGCCGCGGGUGGACAACAAAUUGCUGGCACGGCAGAAGCGGCGUCGGACUAGUCCCGAAGAUUACGCUAUUCUCGAGGCCGAGUACCAACGCAACCCCAAGCCCGACAAGGUAUCACGGGCAAGCAUAGUGAGCCGCGUCUCUCUGGGCGAGAAGGAAGUCCAGAUCUGGUUCCAGAACCGUCGCCAGAAUGACCGCCGAAAGUCGAAACCACUCCAGCCUCACGAGCUUCUUCCGUCCUCCCAAUCCGACGAUAAGGCCGCGAGCGAUGACAGUAUACCUGCAGAAGGGUUAGAGCAGGAGAAUGACCAUGGUGACGCUCACGUUCGGGCCCCGGCACUCCCGGAGGGCGAUUCAUUUGCAUCAGAUGGAGUAGACAAGGAGGACGAGCAGCUUGGUGGAAGCUCGCAAACGAGCGUUGCUACGUCCGAAUGCCUGGAAUCUAGCCAACAGGAUGAUCUGCACACAGUGAAAACACCCAAGGACCCGUCGAGCAACGAGCUUCUGCAGACCUCCGCCAAGAGGAAGCGAGCUGGGUCAGACCUCGGAGGGACAACUGCAGAGGCUGCCCCAGCAGGGCUGAACACCCCAAAGUCACCACCGUCAUUAAGGAUUUCGCUAUCAUUUGACGGAGAAGCCAUGGUACGCAAGGAAGACGAAUUAACCCCGUCACCGCCCAAAGGACGGAAUUCCCUUCGAAUCUCGAUGUCUGCAGAUGGAAAGGCAGUCAUCCGUGCCAACGGCGAACCAUCCCCAUCUAAAAACCGUGUCUCCAUGUUCUCCGCUCGCAAACCUAGACUGGGCGGUCUCCGGAGAAGCGCCAGCGCUGUCGUCCUGGGUACGCCCCCCAGCUCAUUAGAGAAAGAAAGGUCGUUUGGGAGGUCGCGUGACCCUCGAAACUGGGAGUCGUUCUUCGAUACAGACGCGAGAAGUGCAUUGUCCACGCCUUUCAGCUCACAAAGCACACCAAACUCUUCUGCAUUACGAUCCAGCGGCCAGCGUUCCCUGACCAGAACCCUAUCUGCAAGACACACCUCCCUCCUGACACCACCCUCGGAACACCAGGGCACACCAAUCAGCCAAGCGAUGAGAGAGAAGCGGCGGAAAUUGUCCCGGACCGUCUCUUCGCUGGGCCGGCUGGAGACUGGACGCAAAGUCCUAGGCGAGAAACCACCAUCCACACUGAAGAACUCCAAGACCCCCAAAGACGACCUCGACAUCGAAGACGGCGAUUCCGACAAGGAGAACUGGAUCCCCGGCACUCGCGUAUCCCAGUCGCGCCGACGAACUGUUUCACACCAGCCUCAACGACCAGCUCUCAAGGAUUCCAACGGACAAAACAACAGAGGGAACACCAAAGCCCCGGGCCGGCCUCGGCUGCCGCAACAAUCGUACCGGAAAGCGGGUGGCGGAAACACAAAAUCGCUGUCUGGUCUAGGCACGGACGUCACUGCCUUUAUGGCUGGCGAAAACACAGCAAGCCAGGAGGAGGACCUGGACUGUAUCCAAGGGUUGUUAUCCUUGAGCCAAGGUGCAUGGCGAUGA